AUGGCCGCCUCCGCUGCCACUCCAACUGCAAAGAUUUCUGAACAGGAAGUCAAGAAUGCGCAGGCAGCGUGGGCCAGCGCCAUCAAGAGUAUCUCCAAGACCUACCUUGAUGGAGGAGACUACGUUGCAGCUGCUGCCCAAGCAGCUGGUGAGCUGUAUGGCUACGGCCACACGGACGUGCUCUUCAAACCCACCAAGGCAGCUGACGCACCGUUUCGACCGACAGCCGCAGAUGCCAUGUCCUACUUUGUCGGGCACACAGCGGUCGAGAAUGGCUAUGCUGAGGAUGCUGGCUUUGCCAUCAACGGUGGCAAGGGAUGGUCAGAUGUGAUCUUUCGCAACCACCAAGUGUAUGUUUGUGACAAUGUUGCCUUUGCCAUGGGCAAUUACUUCUUCACGAGCGCUGCAGAUGGAAGCAAGACGAAAGUAGAGUACACGUUCGGCUACAAGAAGAAUGCGGACGGCAAAGUGCGCAUCUUCCUCCACCACUCGUCAGUGCCGUUUGCUUCUCCAACUGCAGAGAUUUCUGAAGAGGAUGUGAAGAGUGUGCAGGCAGCGUGGGCCUGCGCGAUCAAGACUAUCUCCAAGACCUACCUGGAUGGAGGAGACUACGUUGCAGCUGCCGCCAAAGCAGCUGGUGAGCUUUAUGGCUAUGGCCACACGGACGUGCUCUUCAAACCCACCAAGGCAGCCGAGGCACCAUUUCGGCCAAGUGGCGCCGAUGCCAUGUCCUACUUUGUUGGGCACAAGGCGGUCGAGAAUGGCCAUGCUGAGGAUGCUGGCUUUGCCAUCAAUGGUGGCAAGGGGUGGUCGGACGUGGUCUUUGAGAAUCACCAAAUCGAUCUGACUGCUAAAGUUGCCAUUGCUAUGGGCACCUACUUCUUCACCAGCGCUGCAGAUGGGAGCAAGACCAAAGUGGAGUACACCUUCGGCUACAAGAAGAAUGCCGAUGGCAAGGUGCGCAUCUUCCUGCACCACUCCUCAGUGCCAUACAGUCUGCCUCCCGCGACUCCAGCUGCAAAGGUUUCUGAAGAGGAAGUGAAGAGUGUGCAGGCAGCAUGGGCCACUGCCAUCAAGAGUAUCUCCAAGACUUACCUUGACGGAGGAGACUACGUUGCAGCUGCUGCCCAAGCAGCUGGUGAGCUGUAUGGCUAUGGCCACACGGACGUGCUCUUCAAGCCAACCAAGGCAGCCGACGCACCGUUUCGACCGACAGCCGCAGAUGCCAUGUCGUACUUUGUUGGGCACAAGGCGGUUGAGAAUGGCUAUGCCGAGGAUGCUGGCUUUGCCAUCAACGGUGGCAAGGGAUGGUCUGACGUGGUGUUCCAGAACCACAAGAUCGACGCGAGCGACAGUGUUGCUGUCGCUAUGGGCACCUACGUCUUCACCAGUGCUGCAGAUGGGAGUGAGACGAAAGUUGAGUACACCUUCGGGUACAAGAGGAAUGCAGAUGGCAAGGUCCGCAUCUGUCUCCACCACUCGUCAGUGCCUUUCAGUCUUCCUCCAAGUUCCCAUCUUUCAGAACAGGAAGUGAAGAAUGCGCAGACGGCAUGGGCCAGUGCUAUCAAGAGUAUCUCCAAGACUUAUCUGAAUGGAGGCGACUACGUUGCAGCUGCCGGCAAAGCAGCUGGCGAGCUCUACGGGUACGGCCACACGGACGUGCUCUUCAAGCCAACCAAGGCAGCCGAAGCACCAUUUCGACCAAAUGCUGCAGAUGCCAUGUCCUACUUCGUUGGGCAUGAAGCGGUCGAGAAUGGCCAUGCUGAGGAUGCUGGCUUCGCCAUCAAUGGUGGCAAGGGAUGGUCGGACGUGGUCUUCCAGAACCACCAAAUCGGUGUCACGGGCAAUACCGCACUUGCCAUGGGCACCUACUUCUUCACCAGCGCUGCAGACGGGAGCAAGACCAAGGUGGAGUACACGUUCGGCUACAGGAAGAAUGCAGAUGGCAAGGUGCGCAUCUUCCUCCACCACUCUUCUGUGCCAUACAGCAUCACUCCAGCCUCUCCAACUGCAGAGAUUACGGAAGCAGAGGUGAAAUGUGUGCAGGGAGCAUGGGCCAGGGCCAUCAAGGGUAUCUCCAAGACCUACCUUGACGGAGGCGACUACGUUGCAGCUGCUGCCAAGGCAGCUGGUGAGCUCUAUGGUUAUGGCCACACAAAUGUGCUCUUCAAACCCACCAAGGCAGCCGAAGCACAGUUUCGACCAACUGGCGAAGAUGCGAUGUCCUACUUUGUCGGGCACAAAGCGGUCGAGAAUGGCUAUGCUGAGGAUGCUGGCUUUGCCAUCAACGGUGGAAAGGGAUGGUCAGACGUGGUCUUCCAAAACCACAAGAUCGAUGUCAACGGCACUGUCGCCAUUGCCAUGGGCACCUACUUCUUCACCAGCGCUGCAGAUGGGAGCAAGACCAAAGUUGAGUACACCUUCGGGUACAAGAGGAACGCCGACGGAAAGGUGCGCAUCUUCCUGCACCACUCGUCGGUGCCUUACAGUCUGCCUCCUGCCACUCCAACUGAAAAGCUUUCUGAAGAGGAAGUGACAAGUGCACAGGCAGCAUGGGCCAGCGCCAUCAAGAGUAUCUCCAAAACCUACGUUGAUGGAGGCGACUACGUUGCAGCUGCCGGCAAAGCAGCUGGUGAGCUCUACGGCUAUGGCCACACAAACGUGCUCUUCAAGCCCACCAAGGCAGCUAAGGCACCGUUUCGACCAACCGGCGCAGACGCCAUGUCCUACUUUGUUGGGCACAAGGCGGUCGAGAAUGGCUAUCUUGAGGAUGCUGGCUUUGCCAUCAAUGGUGGAAAAGGAUGGUCUGACGUGGUCUUUGAAAACCACAAGAUUGACAUCACGGACAAUGUCGCCAUUGCCAUGGGCACCUACUUCUUCACCAGCACUGCAGACGGGAGCAAGACCAAAGUGGAGUACACCUUCGGGUACAAGAGGAAUGCGGAUGGCAAGGUGCGCAUCUUCCUCCACCACUCUUCAGUUCCUUACAGCGCUCCCCCACCCUCUGUAGGCGCCGAGGUCUCAGAAGAUGAAGUGACAACUGCCCAGGCAGCAUGGGCCAACGCUAUCACGAGUAUCUCCAAGACCUACCUUGACGGAGGCGACUACGUUGCAGCUGCCGGCAAAGCAGCUGGCGAGCUCUACGGGUAUGGCCACACGGACGUGCUCUUCAAACCCACCAAGGCAGCAGAGGCACCAUUUCGACCGACAGCUGCAGAUGCCAUGUCCUAUUUCGUUGGGCACACAGCGGUCGAGAAUGGCUAUGCUGAGGAUGCUGGCUUCGCCAUCAAUGGUGGCAAGGGAUGGUCGGACGUGGUCUUCCAGAACCACCAAAUCGAUGUCAGCGGCAAUACCGCACUUGCCAUGGGCACUUACUUCUUCACCAGCGCUGCAGAUGGGAGCAAGACAAGAGUGGAGUACACGUUCGGCUACAAGAAGAAUGCGGACGGCAAGGUGCGCAUCUUCCUGCACCACUCCUCAGUGCCUUACAGCCUGCCUCCUGCCACUCCCACUGCGAAGAUUUCUGAAGAGGAAGUGCAGGGUGUGCAAUCAGCAUGGGCCAACGCCAUCAAGAGUAUCUCAAAGACUUACCUCGACGGAGGCGACUACGUUGCAGCUGCUGCCAAAGCAGCUGGCGAGCUCUAUGGCUAUGGCCACACAAAUGUGCUCUUCAAGCCAACCAAGGCAGCCGACGCACCAUUUCGGCCAACCGGCGCAGAUGCCAUGUCCUACUUUGUUGGGCACAAGGCGGUCGAGAACGGCUAUCUUGAGGAUGCUGGCUUUGCCAUCAACGGUGGAAAAGGAUGGUCUGACGUGGUCUUUGAGAACCACAAGAUUGACAUCACCGACAGCGUCGCCGUUGCCAUGGGCACCUACUUCUUCACCAGCGCUGCAGAUGAGAGCAAGACCAAAGUGGAGUACACCUUCGGGUACAAGAGGAAUGCGGACGGCAAGGUGCGCAUCUGCCUCCACCACUCGUCAGUGCCAUUCACUGACAAGUCAAAGGUGCAGCCUGCAACCGCGAUGGGCCAAGUGCAUGAUCUGCAAGACUCCCGGGCACAGUGCUCCGGCUUUGCCUGGCAUCGCAUCGGCUUACUGGCCGCAGCAGGAGCGCGCUCACGACGGUUUAAGAGUGUCACUCAUCUUCAGAAGCACCGGCAGGUGGUUUGGUGGCCGGACCAUGUCGUCUGCUGA
Symbiodinium natans is the source of this 4194-nucleotide messenger RNA. The record is from the annotation of a GenBank genome assembly. Lineage: Eukaryota; Dinophyceae; Suessiales; Symbiodiniaceae.